AAUCAUAAAGUGUUAAAAAGAAGCGGUGGAUGAUCAAAAGGAAAGAGUGACAUGGAUCGUCUCUCCCUCUCCUUCUCCUUUACCAGGGUCAGGGCACAUAUACCAUGGACAUGGAGGAGGCUGAACAGGCGUCACUCUCUCUCCUACUAUUGCGGCAAUAUUACUCUUUCUUUCUCUUCCUCAUCUUCCAGCCAAAGUUCCUCCUUGCUGGGAGCUCUCAGCACGAAGCAGAAGGAGCAGGUCUCUCUCUACAUUGACACAUUACUGGACUGGAAUCAGCGCAUGAACCUCACUGGUGUGACAGAGUGGAGCGAGGUUGUGAAGAGGCAUGUGGAGGACUCCCUCUCUAUCCUACCGGUGAUAAGAGAGAGAUGCUCGGCCGUCACGUCGACUGUGAAGUUGGUUGAUGUGGGGAGUGGAGCUGGGCUCCCUGGCCUCAUCAUGGCCAUUGCCUGCCCAGAUUGGCAUUUUACUCUUCUGGACUCAAUGCAUAAAAGGUGCCUCUUCUUAGAGCAUGCUAUCAGAGUUUCAGGCUUGUUGAAUGUGCAAGUUGUAUGUGCAAGAGCUGAGAGUGUGGGCCAAAAUGUUGAAUUCAGAGAGGCGUUUGAUGUCGCAGUUGCAAGAGCUGUUGCUGAAAUGAGAAUUUUAGCUGAGUAUUGCCUUCCACUGGUCCGUGUUGGAGGCUUGUUUGUUGCAGCAAAAGGUUAUGAUCCUCAGGAAGAAGUAGAAAAUGCUAAGAAGGCUAUUAGAGUGCUAGGUGCUUCCGUUCUACAAUCGUGUUGUGUUGAAUCUAAGGGUCCAUAUGGGCAGCGAACUGCAGUUGUAUGCAUGAAAGAUAGUCCGACGCCCAAAAAGUAUCCUCGCCAGCCUGGUUUACCGGCAAAGAAGCCUUUGUAACACAAGUAACUACUAUUGUGCUUAAAACAUGGUCCAAUUCCAAGUAUGCAUCUCUGCCAGCCAUGUGUGCUGCAGAAGAGUGUGUAAUGAUUACCAAGGCUGCCUCACUCCUGAGCUUUAAUGUAUUCCUUUGUUCUUGGCUGUAAUAUCAUUGUGAAUUGUGGAGUUUUAGGGAGCUAAAACAUUUCAAUUUUGUAUACUGUAAAAGCAUGAUAGAUGGAUUUUCCCUAGUUAGAUUUGCAGUCUCUGGCAAAGAAAAAUAUCUUUACAAGCUUUGGCGGACUGCUGUCACCCUUCUAGCUCCUUUGUAAAAGAUUCAGUUGACAG
Molecule: messenger RNA, 1224 nt
Organism: Amborella trichopoda
Lineage: Eukaryota; Viridiplantae; Streptophyta; Magnoliopsida; Amborellales; Amborellaceae
Product: S-adenosyl-L-methionine-dependent methyltransferases superfamily protein
Biological process (GO): rRNA processing
Cellular component (GO): cytosol; cytoplasm
Molecular function (GO): rRNA (guanine-N7-)-methyltransferase activity
Source: RefSeq, a predicted model, not a curated record